CCUUCAAGUUAAGAUAUGGUUCCCUUUUUGGUUCAAAGUUGGGGAUCCGCAAGUUAAAAGAAGGUUCCCCCUUUUUUUUGGUUCUAGGUUAAAACCUUACACUGUGUUCCAGAGAUCCACUUAAAUGGAGAAGAGAAAAGAUUUAUAAGGAAAGAAGAGGGUAAUGAUGUUCCAGAGAUUUUAUUACGUGAAGAAAAGAAGAGAAGAGAAGAGAUAGGGGAGGGUUUUUAGGGUUGAAUUGUUUCAUUCCAAAUUGGGGUGAUUGGGAGAGAACAGAAUAAUUAAAAACCACGUUCCUAAUUCACUUCCUAUUUUACCCUUGUAAAACAUAUGGCGGGUAUAUCUCCCACAACCCGCCAAAUCUUCAACCCACCUUCCAUCAUCUAUCCCCACAACUGCAACUGUUCCAUCAUUGUUUCAAUCUGUAACCUGCUGUCAGCGAUCCAUUGUUCAUCUCCCAGCAAGUAAAUUUACAAUGGAUAAUCAGAUACGCGAGGCAGCUGAACUUGUGCGAGCUAGACAAUUGCAAGCAGCUAACCUGAUUUGCUUUCUGGUGGCUUUCGUUGCACUACGUAGAUUGUCAACCAGAAGUCGUGCUAAUUUACCUACUAAUGAUGAAAUUUUACAACGACGAUAUGUGCGAGAAGAGAUGUUACACGACCUUUCAAACGGCGGUAAAUGUCGUGAGCUUAUCCGCAUGAGUGAGAAAGCUUUUAUGACAUUGUGCAGUAUCUUAAAGCGUGAUGGUGGACUUCGAGCUACUCAACGCAUGUCUGUUGAAGAGCAUGUUGCAGCAUUUUUGCAUAUUGUAGGCAAUGAUCUGAGAAAUCGGUUUACCUCAUGGCUAUACCGUCGUUCUGGGUCAACAACUAGUCGGUGCUUCCAUAGAGUUUUGCGAGCGAUUAUAUCAUUAGAAGGUCGUUAUAUUCAACAACCUAAAGGUGAUAUUGUCCCAAAAGAAAUUCAGGAAAAAAAAAGAUUUUAUCCUUUUUUUAAGGAUUGUAUCGGUGCAAUUGAUGGAACACAUGUUCGCGUCAAAGUACCUAAUAAGGAUGCCCCUAGAUAUCGUGGUCGUAAGGGAUACCCGACAACAAAUGUAUUGGCUGCUUGUACAUUUGAUUUAAAGUUUACGUAUGUGCUAACUGGAUGGGAGGGUACAGCAUCAGACUCAAGAAUUAUAAAGAAUGCGCUUACUAGAGAUGAUAAACUAGUCAUUCCGACUGAAAGUUAUCAUGAGCAAACACGAAGCCACCGGAAAGAAGGAACAAAUAAAGUGGACAGAAAGUAUGGAUAAUAUAUUCAUACAAUCCAUGAUAGCACAACAAGAUAAUGGCAACAGGAUUAAUGGCAGUUUUACUUCACAAGCAUACAACAAUAUGAUUGAGGAGCUGAACACAAAGCUUCAAAUUGAAUUGACCAAAAAACAUUUGAAGAACCGUUUAAAAACGUUGAAAGAGCAUUUUUCCCAAUGGUACGACAUGUUUCGUGGAACGUCAUUGAGUGGAUUCUCAUGGAAUUCAGAAACUCAAUUAAUUGAAGCGGAGGAUGAAGUCUGGGAUAAAUUAAUAGAUGCAAAGCCUGAUGCUGCGGCAUUGAAGACGAAGAAAGUCUCAAACUUCAAUGAAAUGCUACAACUAUUUGCAAAAGAUAGGGCAUCCGGUGCACACGCUGAAACAGCUAAAGAAAGAAAUGCCCGACUGAAAGAAAAUGACAGCAUUAACAUAGAAACAGUUCCAGACGUUGAUGACUUCUGCGCUGCCAAUGAUGUAGUUCUGGAGAGCCAAUGCAAUACUGAUGAUGAUAUUCAAGUGCUACCUCCUACGUCUUCUCGUGCAAAGAAAUGUAAGAGUAGAAAAAGAAAAGUUGAACAAGAUGAAGAUUUAACCUCUAUGAUUAUGAAUGGCGUUAGCAGUGUGGCUAAUGCUAUUUAUGAAGGCAAUAAAAUACUUGAAAGAGCUUAUCAUCGCGAAUACACAGGUGAAGAAAUUUGUAAUGCACUGGAGCCAUUGGGUUUGGAUUCCCAUGAAAUACGUGAACAGCUAAAGAAACAAUGCAGUAAUAAACCAAUAAUAAUUCCAAACAGGCAUAACAAUAUCCCAAAAUAUCCCCGUUUACAAGAGGCGCACCUCAUGACUGAACCUCGAUUCGUUUUUACCAGUACCUCAAAUGAACAGCUAAAUCUGGUCUGAAGCAUUGAGAAAUGCCCUGAAACGGUUCGCGUCGAAAAGACACGGGUCGAAACGGUACACGUCGGGGGGUCGGCCGCCCCCUCCCGCCCCCACAAAGCUACGCCCUUGUAUGUGAUCGAAUUUACAUAAUGACAUAAUGUUAUGAGUUAUGACUGUAUGCACAAAUAUGUAUAUGUUCUUUAAUAUAACUAUGAGACUGCAAGUGUAAUUGACGCCUGCAUGUUUAGUCCCGUAGCACAAAUUCGGAUUCGGAACAACAAUAGAUGCUGCAAGUGUAAUUGACUGCGCAUGUUUAGUCCCAUAGCACAAAUUCGGAUUCGGAACAACGUCUGACGCUGCAAGUGUAAUUGACGCCUCAAAUAAGUUAUACUAA
This is a messenger RNA of Helianthus annuus (common sunflower), 2562 nucleotides long. RefSeq lists its product as uncharacterized. The transcript is spliced from 4 exons. The record is from RefSeq and is a predicted model, not a curated record. Bases 1233 to 2189 code for a protein of 318 amino acids. NCBI's taxonomy places the organism in Eukaryota, Viridiplantae, Streptophyta, Magnoliopsida, Asterales, Asteraceae.